AAGAAAGCGUUUUGUUUGUCCUCGAUGGGUGGGGCCAAACUCACCAACAUUUGUUAUGGAAGAUGUCAUUCGUACGAGGAGCAAUGAUAUCUGCGUCGAAGUCCAAAAUAUUGACCCUUGCUAGGGCAUCUACUCGUCUCAACAGCCUCAGUGUGAGUGAACAGCUACACCGGCUUCCUCAAAGCUCACAGCCUCUUUAUGCAACGGGGCUUCGCUGCUUCAGCAACGCCUCCAUCCAGGAGAAGACAGGAGAGUCAGGGCCAUCUGAGGAUAAAGUGCAUCUCACUGAGUCAUGUGUGAAGAGACUAGGGGAGAUCAUGGAGAAAGGCGAGUUCCUGAGAAUACAUGUGGAGGGAGGAGGCUGCUCUGGGUUCCAGUACAAGUUUUCUAUCGACAGCAACAAGAAUCAGGAUGACAGGGUGUUCGAGCAGGGAGGAGUGGGCGUUGUCGUGGACCAGGACAGCCUGGAGUUUGUGAAAGGAGCCACUGUGGACUUCAGUCAGGAGCUGAUCCGUUCCACCUUCCAAGUGCUGAAGAACCCUCAGGCUGAUCACGGCUGCUCCUGCGGCAGCUCCUUCUCUGUCAAACUAUGAUCUCACUUUGCCGACUCCUGCUCCACCGUUCCUCAGAUUUAACAGUUUGUCAGGUACACAUGUACAAAAUGCAUCAUAAUAUUAGAGGUACUUCUCUAAUAGUGAGACAGAAGGUGUACUUCAUAAACUGGUAACUCAGCAUUAUAUCAGACUAUCUAUGAGCUGUUGAAUUCCUAAUUCAAUUCACUAUUAAUUACAUAUAGUGAUGCUGAAACUGAUAGACAGUAUAUAUUAUUUGCUUUUUUUUGUGUGUGAAAAUUACCAAAACAGCAGAUGCAUCAAUUAAUGAGUUUAGUACUUCGAUGUGUAGUCAACUACAUCACUGACAGGUCACAGUAUUCCACUGUAAAGGCUCACUUUAAAUGUUUUUAGUGCGUAAAUUAGCCUUUAUAUGUAAAAUAUGUAAAUAGACCAUAACUAUAAAGUUCAAAGCUAUAUUGCAUUUGUUCCAUGUGGAAUAAAAGUGACUUUAAAAUA
This is a messenger RNA of Acanthochromis polyacanthus (spiny chromis), 1070 nucleotides long. It is a transcript of the gene isca2, whose product is annotated as iron-sulfur cluster assembly 2. The coding region runs from base 63 to 593 and encodes 176 amino acids. Gene Ontology annotation, cellular component: mitochondrion. NCBI's taxonomy places the organism in Eukaryota, Metazoa, Chordata, Actinopteri, Pomacentridae. The transcript is spliced from 4 exons. Gene Ontology annotation, molecular function: 2 iron, 2 sulfur cluster binding; iron ion binding; 4 iron, 4 sulfur cluster binding. Gene Ontology annotation, biological process: iron-sulfur cluster assembly. The record is from RefSeq and is a predicted model, not a curated record.